Cajanus cajan (pigeon pea) is the source of this 1284-nucleotide messenger RNA. Its product is annotated as two-component response regulator ARR14. Gene Ontology annotation, molecular function: DNA binding. Gene Ontology annotation, biological process: phosphorelay signal transduction system; cytokinin-activated signaling pathway. NCBI's taxonomy places the organism in Eukaryota, Viridiplantae, Streptophyta, Magnoliopsida, Fabales, Fabaceae. The record is from RefSeq and is a predicted model, not a curated record.
AUGUCUGAGGUUUCUCAAUUCCCAGCUGGUCUUAGGGUCCUUGCAAUUGAUCAUGACCCCUCAGUUCUUGAAUUCACUAAGCAAAUAUGUAGUCAACUCAAAUAUCACGUUGUCACAUGCACCGAAUCUCCAUUUGCUUUGAAUCUUGUGAGGGAAAUAAAGACUUGCAUCGAUGUGAUACUCAUGGAGCUUCACAUGCCAAACAUGGAUGGCCAUGAAUUCCUUCAACAUGCCAAGAAGGAUAUUCGAAUUCCUGUUAUCGUGAUGUCUGCUGACAAUGCUGAGGAUUCCGUGACGAAGGCUGUGAGAAAUGGGGCUUGUGAUUAUUGGAAUAAGCCUUUGCAUGUGAAUCAGUUCAGGAACAUGUGGAUACAUGCAGCUAGGAAAGCCUUUAGUGAAAACAAGAAUUUUGUCACAUUGGAGAAUAAUAAUUCUGAAUUUGGUUCUUCUACUGUUAUUGAAGCCACAGAAAUAUUUAGAGACCAAAACAAUAGCAGUUCAAGAGAAUCCGAUGAAUCGGAACAUUCUUGUCAACCCCCAGCAAAAAAGCCACGUGUAAUAUGGACACCAACGCUGCAUCGUGAAUUUCUCAAGGCAGUGAAGCAAAUUGGGGAUGAUAAAGCUGUGCCAAAGAAAAUUCUUGAAGUGAUGAAUAUCCCUGGUUUGACAAGAGAUCACGUUGCUAGUCAUUUGCAGAAAUAUAAGCGGCAUAUGAAGAGUACAUCUAAUGGGGCAACACAGCAACAGAAUGAGAUGAAGAAUACAUCUAAUGGAGCAACACAGCAACAGAAUGAGAUGAAGAGUACAUCUAAUGGAACAACACAGCAACAGAAUGAGGUGAAGAGUACAUCUAAUGAGAUGGCAUUGCCAAACACAGAAUCUGGUGCACUUGUGAGAGUGGACACAUUGACAACCCUUGAUACAGAAAAAGAGGCUAACCAUUCCAAUCAAGAACAAGGUUUGACACAUUUUCAUCCUUCUAACAUUGCCAUUGUCAACAAUUUCUCUCAGCCAAUCAUGGAUCCAUCUAUAUAUGGAGUGUUCAAGGAUACAUUGCAGCAACAGCAGCAGAAGACAAUGAUGCAUCAUCAAAUUAGUCCUAUCAAUAUUCAGCCAUCUUUUGCCACCCAGAAUAUUAAUAAUGCUUUAGUAUCACAUCAAACUAUUGAUGCAAACAACUUAGGUUUCACAAGUGGUGAUAUGAGAUCUUUGUCUGCACCAGGGUCAGAAGCACUAGUUCCCUAUGGUUCACAAUCUGGUGACUUAAUUUAUGAUCAAGAGUAA